AUGUUAACUCGUUUAAUGCUUCCGAUUAAGCAGGCUAAAUCUCUUAACUGCUCCACAAUCAGAUUUAUUUCUCAAGUUAGAUUAACACCAAAUAUGAAAACAUCAGUUGACGUAGGGAAUACAAAUGCCAUAGAAGGUAAUAAAAGAGUGGAUGCAAGAUUCAUGAAAAAAUUUCCAAGAAGCAGCACGUACGAUCCAUUCGAUUUUUCACUCGCAAGGCUCCAUCUGGAGAAGAAAUUUGGCUCCACGAAGCAAUCGAAAAAUGACAUGUUCGAUAAAUAUGGUAUAAAUCCACUAGACCUUUAUACCAGUCCAGAAGUGUUAUCGCAGUUUAUGUCCUCCACAGGCAAAAUACUGCAUAGAGAUGUGACUGGCCUAUCAGCAAAGAACCAGCGCCGUCUAUCCAAAUCCAUAAGAAGGGCUCAAGCCAUUGGUUUACUUUCGAAGACCCACAAAGAUGUAUCUUUCUUACCAACGAGGACAAGCGGUAAGCUGUGA
Zygotorulaspora mrakii is the source of this 498-nucleotide messenger RNA. RefSeq names its product mitochondrial 37S ribosomal protein bS18m (gene RSM18). The coding region runs from base 1 to 498 and encodes 165 amino acids. The record is from RefSeq and is a predicted model, not a curated record. NCBI's taxonomy places the organism in Eukaryota, Fungi, Ascomycota, Saccharomycetes, Saccharomycetales, Saccharomycetaceae. The transcript has a single exon. Gene Ontology annotation, biological process: mitochondrial translation. Gene Ontology annotation, molecular function: small ribosomal subunit rRNA binding; structural constituent of ribosome. Gene Ontology annotation, cellular component: mitochondrial small ribosomal subunit; ribosome.